AUGGCUGCUGUUGUCCACUCGGGAUCCAAAGAUGUGCCUGAUUUCCCCGUUCCGAACGAGCGGCAGGCUGCCGAAGCUGCACCGCUGCCGACCCACGGGCAAGACAACUUUUUGGACCAGGAGCUAAACGCGUACUUGGAUCGUCACUGUGCCGAACUCAAGGCACUGCUCGAGGAAUGUUUUGCUGCCGUGCGCAUGCGCGAGACUGACGCCAUCGCGCUGAAUCCCGUCGCGUUGAAGCCUUGUACGAACCAUGUGCGGUCCAUGAAGGUCACGCUUCGCAAUGCCAACGACGUGUUGCCGGAGUUGGAAGGGACGUGCGUCUGCCAAGUCCAAGGGCGUGGAUCAGAUUCUUGCUUGCUGGACGUGGGAAAUGAUGUGGUGCACGAUCAAGCUGCCAUGCUAUGGGAUGUGCACGAGGGCGAUGGAAUCCGGAUUUCUCUCUUCAAGGAAGGAGCAAUUCCUGAGAAUUUGCUGGGCGGCAUCACGCUGGACCCCGAAAUGAUUAUGUUUGACUAUGAUGACACGGUCCAGCUGCCGCUUUUGGGUGGUGGCAAGGCUGAGCUGCUUCUCAAAGUGGAAGCCGUGGACUCGCCCACUACGCCUCAGGCUCAAAAGGGGAUGUCCAGAAGUCCGCAAGGCCGAAGGUGGCAGCUCCUCGACAGUCUCCCACAAGAAGUUAAAACCGAGUCGGCUGCAGAAGUUGUACCAGAUGCCUCCAAAGAGGUGCCCCUUCCCCGGGACAACUUCGCGGCACAGAUUGUCAAGAGCCACUUCUUUGAUCGCUUUUGUGCCUUUCUUAUUCUUAUCAAUGCAGUGAGCAUUGGUGUGGAGGUUGAGAUGGUUGCUACCGGCGUCGUGCCGGCAUCCUCGAUGACCUUCCGCAUCUCGCAGAUCCUUUUUGCCAUUUUGUUUGGUCUUGAGCUCGCCCUCCGCAUGGCAGCUUAUGGAGGCCGCUUUUUCUCGGAUCGUGUUGACAAGCCUUGGAACAUCUUCGACACGUUGAUCGUGACAUUGUCAACGGCUGAAAUUAUAUUAAGCCUGUUCAUCAGGGACAGCACUGCAACUUUGUCUGUGGCGCGUUUUGCAAGAAUCAUUCGGGUGGCUCGCAUCAUUCGUGUGACCCGCUUCUUUCGGCAGCUGCGUACGCUGGUAUACACCAUACUUAACACGUUGACUUCUCUUUUCUGGACGGUUCUGGUGAUGAUUAUCAUCAUCUAUCUUUUCUCUGUGGGCAUAACAGCAGCUGUUUCCGAUCAUCUGCAGCGACACACAGAGCCCUCUGUACAAAGGGACCGACUGUGGGAAGACUUCGGCACGCUCGCAAGAACAGCCUACACUUUGUUCAAAGCAGUGUCAGGCGGUGUCAGCUGGGGAGAACCUGCGGCUGACCUGCUCCCCCUGGGAUCUGUCUAUUUGUUCCUGUUGCUUAUCUAUGUGAUGUUCAUGCUUUUCUGCAUGGCCAACGUUGUUACGGGCUUCUUUUGCGAACAUGCUUUCGAGAUGGCACAGGCUGACAAGGACCAAGUCAUCAUGGACCAGCUCCGACUACGCGAAGAACACAUCCAGGCGUUCAGGUCCAUGUUUGGGCACGUCGAUGUGGAUGCCGAGGAGAGUAUAUCGUUCCGUCAGCUGGAGAAGCUGUUAAGUCGAGAGGACGUGCAAGCUUAUUUGUCACAUCUGGACAUCACGGUGGAGUCCACCUGGAACAUGUUCAAGCUUCUGGACACAGAUGGCAGCGGAGAGUUGUCAAUCGAGGAGUUUGUGGACGGCUUGUUGCGAUUGAAGGGGCAAGCAAAAACGAUUGAUUUGGUUGGCAUCAGCUACGAUAUUCGGCGGCAAGCCGUCGUCCUGGCCGACUUCAUGGACUUUGUUGAAGAUCAGUUUGAUGAGAUUUUGGCCAGGCCAGGCGUUGGUUCAGGCCUUCCAAGAGUGCCGCAUCAAGGCCAUCAGGUGGGAAGUCGGAGAUCCUUGCAACAUCGAAGAAGCUUGUCUGUGGGACGCCGGGCGACAGUGGCUGCAACACGCUCCAGAAGGACCCACGUGAGCCACCAAUGA
Molecule: messenger RNA, 2058 nt
Organism: Symbiodinium natans
Lineage: Eukaryota; Dinophyceae; Suessiales; Symbiodiniaceae
Source: the annotation of a GenBank genome assembly